CAGUAAUAAUAUUACUUUAUAAUUUAUAAAUAUGCGCCCAUUUCUUAUUUUAUAUCUAAGCUUCAUUAUCAGUUUUAUAAAUUGUAAUAAUGAAGAAGAUGAAUCAGAUUUAUCGAUCAUUACUGAAGAAUUAAUGAAUGCUGGUUUCGAUUAUGCUAAUCUAUUACAUAAAUGGUUUGAAAAAAAUAUUGGAAAAAAUGAAAUUAAAAUAAUUAAACAAAAUUUAGCGAAAUUUGGAAAAUUAGCAUUAAAUUUUAUUGAUUCAACUAUACAAAACUUAAUUAAAGAUGAUGAUGAUGGUGAUAAUGGGGAUUAUGAUCAUGAAAAUGAAUAUAAUGAUUCACAACUAAAACAUAAUGAAUUAUAAAAUCAAUAAUUUUGCACUGUAUAUACAUAUACAUAUACGUUAUUUUGUAAAAUAGAUUAAUGUUUCUUUGAUUGAAUUAAAAAUAAACUCCAUAGAUAAAAAA
Messenger RNA from Schistosoma guineensis, 470 nucleotides. The record is from the annotation of a GenBank genome assembly. Lineage: Eukaryota; Metazoa; Platyhelminthes; Trematoda; Strigeidida; Schistosomatidae.